AUGAUCGAGGGUCAAAACGACACGUCGAGAUCGUUGUCCAGGCCGAAGAGGUACUUGACUUUUCCAGAGGGCAGCAACAUGCAGCUGGUGUACUGUUUGACCUUUGGAACGUUCAUUACAGAAACUGACAUUGUAGUGGGAGCAACAGCAGCUUUUGCUUGGGAGCUGCCGCACAAAGUCGACACAAAAGUAACAAGGUUGCUCCAUCGUAGAAGCAGGAGUGUCGUAUUUCCCAAAAUAGAAGCCUUUUUGCAGUCCACGGGACUAGAUGGAAGAGCUUGCGUGAUGAAGGCGCUCUGCGAAGCGGCCCAACGAGACCCUGCGGACGUUGGCAAAGGGACCUUGGUUCAGGAACUCCUGCACGUAAUAUUCACGCUGCCCAGGGACGGCGGAAGGUUCGAGCGAUCGCAGGAUCAAGCUUACGAGGACGCAUACCAGAGCAGCGAAAAUUGUGGCCAACUUUAUCCGACUUGCCAGCAUUCCAUUUACGAUCUAGACUUCUGA
Messenger RNA from Megachile rotundata (alfalfa leafcutting bee), 504 nucleotides. RefSeq lists its product as uncharacterized. Lineage: Eukaryota; Metazoa; Arthropoda; Insecta; Hymenoptera; Megachilidae. The record is from RefSeq and is a predicted model, not a curated record.